GACGAGUCUAAAAGCCCCAUGAAAGCACCAGCAAUAAAUUUUAAUUUUUUAUGAAGCGUCAACAUCUAAAUGUAAAAAAUUGCUUUGAAGUAUCAAUAUAAAACUACCUGUAGGUAAGUACAGGCAAUUGUCAACACGUUACUCACACUGCUUCAGAUUGAAAGUUUGUCCGGUAAACUUUUCUAAAAGCCUCAUUUUAUAUAUAUAUGUAUAUAUAUAUAAAGCAAUCCUCAUUGACCUUGAACGUUGGUUUGCAAAUUUUGUCAAUACGUUUGUGCAAAGCCCACAGUCUCAACUCAAGUCUUCCUGAAUCCCACCUCUCUGUUUGACUCUUUGCUUAGUUUUAAGUAUCAAAUGUUUUCCUUCUUAUCCUUCAUCCUUCUUCUCCCUAAUCUAAGCGUCCUUCCUUAUUAUGAUGGCCCUGCCCCUAACCAUUUUCUUCCUCCUUCCCAUUCUGUCUGCCGGACAGGUCCUCCCUUCCGAUGCCUUACCCCCCAUAGAUUCAGUUUGUUCACUCAUCAAAUGCAACGCCAGUAUCACCUACCAACAGAACUUAAACCAGCUUUUUCUUUAUCUUCAUGCUAACGCCUCUCUCUCUGGCUUCCACACAGCCACUGCCGGCCAAGGCCGUGACCAAAUCUAUGGCCUUGCCCUCUGCCGGCCGGAUAUCCCCAGGAGCAAUUGCAGCGAGUGCAUUCUACAAGCUAUUGAGGUGAGCAACCGAACCUGCUGUUCCUACUACUCUUGGUACGACUACUGCCUCUUGCGCUAUUCUACCGAGAAUUUCAUCGGGGAAAUGAACAAUACGGUCACUAUCUUCUCCGAAAGUGGUAGCUUGGUUCCGGAACCGGCUCUUUUCAAGCAGCAACUGAUGCUGCUCAUGGCCAACCUAUCAUCCUUCGCAGCCAGCAAUGCGUCUGGGGGGUUAAUGUUUGCCACCGGAGAUAUCCGUCUCAAUGCUUCCAACAAUAUAUACGGCUUGGUGAUGUGCACAAGAGACAUUUCCUUCGAUGGUUGCCGCAUCUGCUUGCGUGGGUUGAUCUUCCACGCCAACUUCUUCACCAGAUUGUCUGAUGGCCGAUCUGUCACGCAGAGUUGCGGUGCGAUGUACAGUAUAGACCCAUCGUUUCUGCACUUAAACGUUGCAGCUGCGCCACCACCGGCAGCGCCACCGUCCGCCCACCAUUCUCCUAAGGAAACAAGCGGGACACAAGGGCUCAUGUCAAAGGGGAACAUUAUUGUGGCUAUUAUUGUUAUUAGUUACUUAAUCUUCGGGUAGUUGGAUCCCUUGGUCGAUUACCAUCUACUUCUCUUUGCUCCUUUCCAUGCACCUGACUCAGUAAAUGAACGAUCCUAGCCGGAUAACUUGCAACUCUGAUCACCGAGUUUGCCAACUAUUGGUUAACUUUCCCUUGGAACUAACACCAGUGCAUGGGUGUGGGCGCAUGGGGCAAUUUACUUGUACAGUUGUUCACUUUUUUUGUUUAAAUGUUGAGUGUGGUACGCUUACUUACAGAUUGAUAACAUGCUUCAUGUUGUAAAAAUUUUCAUGUCUAAGCUUUCUUUCUCUCAUUAAUAAGAACAUGUAUCUGCUGAUAUUCAUCAACUGUAAAAUAUAUAAAAUUAACAAGCAUAUCAGAUGGAUUAAUCAACUCAAAAAUAAUUAGAAUCCGUAGAUAUACUUGGAUCGACCUAUGAGUCUGUAACCUUGGUUCAUGCAAGAUCGGUGAACAAUAUUAAGCCUAUAGUAAGAUCCAUCUCUGAUCGCUUUCUCCAACAUUAAACUAGUUGCAUAAAGGAAUCCGUGUUACUUUCUGUACUCUCAGUAUCACUUCUUCCCCAGUAAUUGGGCAAUGGGCUGGACUUUCAACGGAUAGUUUUAGGCCUGAACGGGCCAGCCAAAGUUAAAGCUGAAGUCCCCCAUUAACGCUAGGGCUUAUCUCAGUUACUCUCAGGCUGUCUGUUAACGAGUUGGGAGAGCUAGCCGGUCGUCUUCAAGCUCAAAAGGGUUUGUUAGGCUUCUAUGAGGCUUCUUGUUAUUGUCUCAUGAAUCUGCCUCAAAACACUAAGGCAGAUUCAGAACAUUAUAUACAUGGUCACAUUUCUUGUAGUACGAUGACAAGUUCUGGAAGAUAUAU
This is a messenger RNA of Nymphaea colorata (pocket water lily), 2138 nucleotides long. RefSeq names its product cysteine-rich repeat secretory protein 38-like. Bases 413 to 1279 code for a protein of 288 amino acids. The transcript is spliced from 2 exons. The record is from RefSeq and is a predicted model, not a curated record. Lineage: Eukaryota; Viridiplantae; Streptophyta; Magnoliopsida; Nymphaeales; Nymphaeaceae.